This is a messenger RNA of Amorphotheca resinae ATCC 22711, 5442 nucleotides long. RefSeq lists its product as hypothetical. The transcript is spliced from 3 exons. The record is from RefSeq and is a predicted model, not a curated record. Gene Ontology annotation, molecular function: protein binding. The coding region runs from base 1 to 5442 and encodes 1813 amino acids. NCBI's taxonomy places the organism in Eukaryota, Fungi, Ascomycota, Leotiomycetes, Helotiales, Amorphothecaceae.
AUGGAUCACCAACCCACUCCACGACGAUCACAACGACUGAAGGAAAUAGCUCAUAGUGUGGGUGCUGUAUUAAGAAUUGACGAAAUUCCGUUGUAUCCCCCGAGGCAAAUACCGACCUUUUGCAUCCCGGACGAUGAGAGAGGAGCGGAUGCCAUUCUGGGGCAAUUGAAGCUCGAGGAGGCCAGGAACCAACCACAUCCAAAUCGUCUCUCCAAAGCUUUUUCCAAAAGCUCAAAGACUCUCAAAUACACUUAUGCCGAGUUAUUUGCGGCCUUGUCCAGGGUUAUUGAUGAAAAUGGAAACGCAGGAGUCUUUGAAGUCUUAUUACGACGGUUCAAAGCUGUUAAGGGGGAUAUAAAUUUACCCAGAGGACGGGGUACUGGCGUGAUCUCCAAAUUCCGGGGUUCUGAUAAUCAACAACCACAGGGACGGCUUCUUCAGCGUGCAACUCAAAGACACCGGGCCGAUCUCGUUCAACUCUUGGCUCCACAGUCUCCCAGCCAAGAAAGUCUAGAUGAAUCACUUGAGAUUGCGCUCGAAGCAAGAGACCUAGCCGUUGUGGAAAUUCUCUUGCAAUAUGGGGCGAAUGCAUCAAGACAUCACUCGGUAUUUGCACAGGCCACAGUAAGGGACGAUAUUGAGUUGUUAAAUCUCCUACUGCGUGCACCAAAGAAAGUCGGGGAGCCAUAUGUCAGCCAGAAUUUGUUAACUGCAACAACCAAUGGGUGGCUUCUGGGAGUACUGCUGCUUAUACGAGCUGGGGCUGAUGGGGACUACGAUAAUGCAUCGGCCCUUAUGUACGCCGUUGAGACGGGUCGUACUGAUAUCGCUACUGCUAUAGUCAUGGGUCAGAAGCCUCCAUCAGGUGCCUCGCUGGACCGGGCUCUUAGUCACAUCUUCUCAGCACCCUCCAUCUUCAUUAACGGAAACUACGACCUCAUUGAGGUCCUGUUGUGUGGUGGCCCAGUUGGUAACGCAGCCAAUGAGGGUCUCUUUACGGCUACGUUGUUGGAUAAUGUUGAGAUAAUGGAACUCCUUCUGGCUCAUAAGGCGGAUAUCACAUACAACGGGGCUGCUGCCAUUGCACAUGCAAUCCAGCACAAUCGAGGGGACCUCGUUGAAUUGCUUCUUCAGGACCGUACGUUGAAUCCAGAACUUGCAUCUGAGCUUGUCAGUCGAAUUCCUCGCGCCGUUCCUCCUGCAGACAAGGUCGCCAUACUCUCGAAGUUGUUGGUCAAUGGGGCUUCAGGGACGCACUGCAGCGAACUUCUAGUCACGGCAGCAGAGCAAAAUGACUUAGAUACUGCUCGAUUACUGAUCUCGUCACAAAGCCAGGAAGGUUCUGCAGUCUGCUCAGUCGAUUACAAUGCAGCUCGCUGUCUCAAAGUAGCUGUGUCUCGAAAUCACUUGACAAUGGUUAGAAUCUUGGCAUUGGAAGGGAAUCCGUCGAAAUUCUCGCUCUCCCACGCCCUCGCAUCAAUGCCAGCAAAUUUGAGAGGAGAUGACCAAUUUAUGUUGAUUGACACCUUAUUACGUGCGGGAGCGCAAGGUCCUGAAGUUGAUGCGGUAUUAGUCGACGCAGUCAACGACCGACCUAGAUCCCACAGGCUCAUAAAACUUCUUGUUCACAACGGAGCCGUUGUGACAGAUCACACACUCUACGGAAUCGUGUCUCAGGGCGCGGUGGAUAUUCUCGAGAUUUUACUCCAGGGCAAGGUGCCUUCACCCCUGUGCGCACUGGCAAUUCCGGUAGCGAUGAAGAUUAACAAGUUACGCAUUCGCUACGAAACUAUCAAACUCCUCCUUGGCCCUGCCACUGCUCAAGGAACAGAAAGCCCCCACGUAUCUCAAGCUGUCAUCGAUAUCCUUCAGAACUGCCCGGAAGACAAACCGCUACUCCUAUUGCUGUGCCGAGACGGAAAAGCCAAUGUCAAUUUACACGAUGGACUUGCGAUAGAAUUGGCAAUGAAGAAUAAUGAUCCAGAAAUUCUGCGUAUGGUGCUCCAAAGCGACGGUGGCUUGCCAAAUUCCGCUACGGUGGAAAGGGGAUUGAAGUGUGCAAUCGAACUCCAACCAACAGAUCCGAAUCGGAAACAGAAGAUAGAACUUCUUCUUCGGUGUGCAAAGCCACAAAACAUGAUGGAUGCGGUACUAGUUCAUGAGAUCAAGUCCGCCCUUGCAUCUAAACAAGAUCCUUCAGUCAUACAAAUCCUAUUAGCGGCAGGCGCGAAUGUCAAUGCACUCGACGGAGCUCCAGUAUUCUGGGGUAUCCGCGAUCCAGUCAUCACGGACUUACUUUUAUCUAAGCCUCUAACGGCCCAGAGUUUCUCAGUCGCUUUUCGCCAUGCCUGUGGCCUGCAUGGGUUAGACAGACACUCCCUGUGCGAAAAGCUCCUCCGGGCUGGAGCUACGGUUGAUCAAGUCAGCAUGGCACUAUUCGUUGUAGCAAAAGAAGGUCCACCCGCUCUCCCUAUCAUGAAGCUGCUACUACCGCAGGCGGAUAUCAACUUCAAGGAAGGCAAUGCCUUGCGGGGUAUCGUGAAGCAAGGAUUCUUCGAGGGCCUCGAGUUACUUCUGAAUUCCUCAACAGUUCUGCCCUCCACCCUGACGAAGGUGAAGGCCUUCGAGACAGCUAUGAAGCUGAAGGAUAGUCAGGUCCGUCGUGCCAUCCUCAGAAUCCUCUUAAAGGUCAAUAUCCCGAAGGAUACCAUCUCGGAUGCUCUCAUAACUGUGCCGAGCCACUCUGACUUCCAGCUUGCGGAGAUGCUGCUGCAGGCUGGAGCAUCGAUAGAGCAUAAUGGAGGCCAGGCUGUGCUCUGUGCUGCCAGCCUAGGGCAGGCAGAUAUUCUGAAAUUAUUCGUUGAGGGGAAGCUGUGCGACAAGCCUUCAAUGUCGACUCUCACAAGCGGGUUUAGUGGUGCUAUGACACUCAAGGAGCGAGACUCUGAAUCUCAUCACUUGAUCGUUCAGAUUCUUCUCGAAGCUGGAAUGCGGGGAGAUGUAAUUAGCGCUGCUCUGAUCGAGGCUGUGAAGGAGGGAGAUCCGAACUUGAAGAUGUCUGAGUUGCUGUGUAGGGUUGGUCAAGCUUCAGUUGACUGGCAUGAAGGGGAGGCGCUGGAUAUUGCAACUCGGUCUGCGUCGAUCGCAACCUUGAGUCUCCUCCUCGAACGGCAACCCUCCCAAGAAGUUCUCAGGAGGGCAUACAUAUCGGCCUUCCAACUUCCCAAAGAGACUCGGUACCAGGUUAUUCAGCAGCUACUGGAGGCUGGGAAGUCAAUUGAUCAUUGUGUGGCAAAUACUCUUACUUCUGCCACUCGGGAAGACCCCCCGGAUCGGCGUUUGAUCAAGCUUCUCUUAAGCUAUGGAGCCUUUGAUGAAGGAGAAUCUUUGGUCCAUGCUGCCACUACACUCGAUUCAGAAACCCUGAGUCUGUUAGUAGAUACGCCUAAGGCGGUUCCAUACAUUUCUUCCGCCUUCAAUCAAGCAGUGGCUACCGAAUCCAUCUGGCAGUCUUACAAAGGAGUUUCAAUUAUGGAACUUAUGCUCAAGAGCGGUGCUACUGGAGAUGUCGUGGGACAAGCUCUUUGCAGAGCUGUCGAUGCAUGUAAAAAUGCUACUGAGGGUCUACCAAUGGAUAUUCUGGAUGUCUUGUUGCAUUACGGUGCGAAUGUUAACUUUGAACAAGGAUUGCCUUUACAGCGAGCAGCCUUGCAAGUCAAUGUCGAUGUUCUCCAGAAACUCCUGCCCGGUGCGACAGCGAAUAGCAAAGCUAUGUCGAUUCCUUAUCUUUUCAAGACUUGCAACGAUAGCACAAUGCUAGUAAGAGCUAUGCAGGCCUUUAUCGAUUCAUUGAAUGGCGAUGAUGAAAUAUCCAUUACAAGCUUCAAACAUCCGGAUUCAACACUUACACCUGUAAUAUUCACCGCCUUAGAGCGCUUCCCUAAAAAGCCUCAAAUCCUGAGAGCUCUCCUCGACCUUGGCUACGAUCCCAACCAGUGGAUAAACCGCAACUGGGACCCUACCAUGGACCCAGAACCAUGUCCGGCACUAUGUUGGGCUCUCGAACAGCCUGAGAAGAAGAUAUCAAAUAUGAACAUUGAAUUACUCAUUGACGAAGGAGCCAAUGUCGAUUUCGUAUCUAAGUCUGGCCUGACUCCCCUGAUACUUGCCAUACAAAACCAACGUUCGGAAAUCGUGGCGAAACUCAUUUCCAAGAACGUCAACGUCAGGGCUCCAGACAAGAACGGCAUUACUCCUCUUUCUCGGGCGAGCCAGCUAGAUAAUCCGGCCAUAAUGGGACUCCUUCUUCGGGCAGGAGCCGAAUGCGACGAUGGCAGUCUCCACGAUGCGGCUCGCGAACUGCGCUGCGAGACAAUGCGUGUCCUGAUCAAGUACGGCCACAAGGUUGAUUAUCCUAGCGAGCGUCACCAAGGACGGAGCGCCUUGGCUGAACUGUGUCUUAACGCGGUAGACAAGGACCCAGCUCCAGGAAUGAUAGAGUUGGAAGAUGCAGUCGAGUGCUUGGUGGCGGGGGGAGCGAAUAUCCGGCUGCGCUGUCUGUCCGAGGACAAAUCAGAGAAGACAAUCUUCCACUACGCGCUGAACUCGUCGAAUCCGAUGUUAAUAUUGCCCGUGUUAUUAAAGAUGAUGUGGGAGUACGUGAAUGAGGACUGUUUUCUCUACGAAGAUGGGACAUACACAUACUCACUCACCAAAUACGUAGAGAAGGAUCUCUUCGAAGGGCCGCAGGAGCAAAAGGAUUCUAUACUCCGAUUAUUACGGAACAAGAGAGUCGUCGACAGGUUCUGGGCCAACGACAUCGAGAUGGAUCAGCCAGCCGACUGGUGCGGCGCUCCUGCUUAUAUCAAGGAAGAAGCAAUACGACAGAAACUGCGGCGAAAGCAUCGCGCUGAACAAGAGCAAGAUGUCCAUGCUUCCCUUGAUUUGAAACGACUUACUGCCGUGCACACUAUAGAGAUCAUGGACAUGAAAACCGCAGCCGAGAUCCGGAACGAGCGCGAGAAAGCCAAAGUCGCCAUACAACUCCUGGCCGAACGCGCGAACACAGAACUCCAUUUUGAGACCCAGAGACAGACCCGAGAACUCGAACACGAAAAGGCAAUCGGUGCCAUGUACCUCGGCACGCAGCGCACGCUCAGGCAAGAAGCCGUGGACGCAGAGUGCGCACGCAACACGCUACAGAUCGAACACCUGAGCGCCAAGAUGCGCACGGAGAACGAAGGCCGUCGUGACUUGCUAGAAAUCGAGAGCCGCGCGAGAGCGAACGACGACGUGUUUAAUGUAAGGGCGCAUGAGCGGGAAGUGGCGCGUAUCAAGAUGCAGAAAUCGCUGGUCCAGACAUCGAGGGAGCUGGCGGCGGAUCUGAGAGAUGCGGGCAUGAACCAUAGACAGAUUGGGUAUAUCACGGGGGAAGUCCCGUGA